Molecule: messenger RNA, 3362 nt
Organism: Drosophila albomicans
Lineage: Eukaryota; Metazoa; Arthropoda; Insecta; Diptera; Drosophilidae
Gene: Tti1
Exons: 5
Coding region: 90-3335 (1081 amino acids)
Biological process (GO): chromatin remodeling
Cellular component (GO): cytoplasm
Source: RefSeq, a predicted model, not a curated record
GACCGCCUAGCCGGUGUUUACAAUUCACAAGUUGGGAGAUUGUUUGUUGUUUUAAAAUACUUUAUUAGAUUUUUGUGUUUUUUUCAAAAAUGACUUCUAUAGAGGCGUAUGUAUUGCGCAUUAGACCGGCGGUCGAUGAUUUCGUCAAGCAACCAAGCAAAACAACACUGGCAAAAGUCAAACAGGAAGUAACAGGAUUUGAUUUUUCACAAGCGCACAUAUUUCAAGCACAAGUUGUUGUGCCGCUUGUGAUAAAGCUGGAUGAGCUCAAAGGUGAAAGCCAGGAGCUGCGCACUAGCUUGCUUGACGUAGUGCGUCAUAUCGUUUCUCAGCUCUAUCUAGCAGAUGAACGCGGCCUUCGCUCUAUACUCAUGGCUGCUUUGUUGCAGCUGCGGGAUCCUGGCGGCGCCAAAAUGCUGCCUAAUCUCUCGGAGGAAAUUAAAUUGGCAGCUGUGCUCUGCAUGUCGGAAGCACUGCGACGUUCUCCAGGCGAUGUACUUGAGAUGUUUUACACCAAAGACAAGAUGUUGGUAAUUGGCCAAGUGCUGCUCACGCUAGUGGCUCUUAUACAACAGGAAAAGUAUCGCAAGUUGGUCAUUGCAUCGCUUGAUUGCCUUAUGGUCCUGUUUGGUGUGCAAGAAGGUGUCCUGGAGGCGGAUUAUGUGCUACGCCAUCAAAUUGCCAAUACCAUCUUUAUCUAUCUGCCCAAAGUUGUAACAGUGCUCUUUGUGACUGCAAAGGGCGAUGACAAAAUGGGCCAAACCAUCAAAUCAAUGGCUGUAAAGGCUUUGGGUCGCAUAAUAUGCAUUAUGUUUGAGGAAACGGAUAAAAUUGGGGGUGGACGUUAUGAUCUGAAUGCAUUUCGAUUGCUGUUUGAUAAUGCCAGUAAGGAGCAGUCGAGUGAUUUAAAUUUGUUCGCAAGCAAACGCAGCACACAAGAGCAGAACGAUGAGCGACUGAGGCAGCUCCAAGCGAACCCACGUUCCGCAGACUGGAUGACAGCCUCCAUGAAACACAUGACGCCCAUUUUCGCCGAGACUAGUAUACUGAGAGCACAUGAUAGCAUCGAAGUGCGCAAAGCAUACGCUGAAAUGUGUUGUCUACUGCUUCAGAAUUGUGGCAGCAAUCUGCAGCAGAACUUCCUCCACCUUCUAGAGAGCACUUUGGCCUUGUCUGAGGAUGAGGACCAACAAAUUGCACAACUGUGUCAAACGACACUGCGUCAGCUGCAGGACCAACAACGUUAUUCAAGCAUCUUUGACGAAAAUGCCGAAUUGCUGCUUGAUACGCAUCUGCACAGACUACCACGCAUUCUACAUCGUUGCGAUGACAACGAACAGUUUGCCGAGCUGCUAUUCCUUAAAGGUUGUUUGCACAAUCUCAGCGCCGACAAAUUACAGCUGCUGAUGCUGGUGCCCAAGAACUUGGCGCUGUUUGUCAUGUGCCUACUGUCCGCCCUGGAUCAGCGUCUAUCACGUGAGCUGCUCAACGAAGAGUAUUCGUUGCGCAAAGUCGUUGAGGGCAGCACCAGAGAGUUGGCUGCACAACUCACUCAACUGCCUUGGCGCCAGUUCAAAUAUCUUAGCUCGAAGCGUUGCGUGGAUGCCCUUUACGACAUUGGAGCGCUUCUGGGCAGCGAACCUGCUUUGCAUCAUUUAAUCUUUGACUUUUGCCAAGACUUGAUCAUACAACACAGUCCCUCUAUGAAUGAGGCUAUAUUAUUGAUCACGCUUAUGGUAACGCCACAGCAACGAACUGAGCGUAGCAGUCGCUUAAAGUUGGCCCAACUUUUCGUAGAGCAGCUGCUCGCAGAUGAGCACUGGCAGCUGGCGUUGCAACCAGACGCAUCUUGGCGUCUCAAACCCGAUAAGCCCACAUCUUGGUGGCAGGAUCAUACACCUGGUAUGUACUCGGCUGCUUUGGAGGUGCGCACUCAGGAUUGUGAUUCGGACGAUGAGAGCGAACCGCUCAGCAGCCGCGUCAGCAUUUCAGAUGCUCAAUUUAAUGUGCUGCAUACCUGCAUUGUGCUAGAUGCCUUGGGUCAUUGCGCCAGCUUUAUUGGUGACACCUUCGAUCGUCACAUUUUUCGCAGCUUGCAUAGAGUGCUUUUAAAGUUGGCCAGCAGCAAUACAAUUGUGCAUCAAGCUGCCACAUUUGCCUUUGUGUCCAUCCAGCGUGCAUUGAAGUAUGCUCAACCAUCGCAUUUCAUUGAGUGCUCCACGGACUACAUCACAUUCCAUCUUAAUACUCUACUGAAGAAGUCGCCAGAGAGCAACGCCGCCGUGGAUAUUCUCAGCGUAGUGCUGCAGUAUAGCACGCGUGGCAAUGUGCCACACUUGGAUAGCAUAUUCCAGACAAUCUGUGAAGAGUGCGCCAAGUCGCAUCAAUCCGAUAACAUUUACUCAUAUCUGCGUGUCUUCAAUGCCUUUCUGCGUCACGUCACCAGUUGGCAAAGUGAAACAGUGCAGCAAGUUGACGACAUUCAAAUGCAAGUGGAAGAUGAGGAGCAUCAUAUUUUAAACACUUGGCUAAAUGUUCUCAAUAAGGUAACGAUCGAUGAACCUAUCGAUUUGGAUAAUGCGCCCAAGGAAGAACCGGAUGUCACUAUGCCGCCCGAAGGCGACGAAGAGGAUCCCUCGACAACAGACCCUACGAAACCGGAGCUACCGCGUCAUAUUGCCAUGACUAAAGAGAUAUUAAGUCAGGUGAUUAAGUUCUUAUCAAACUCGGAGCAGACGCAACAAAUUCUGGCACUGGAAUGCCUGGCUACUGGAGUGCCACUGCUCGCGGACUAUGAGAACGAACUCUUGCCGUUGGUGCAUCUAAUUUGGCAGCCACUGGUUGAGAAAUUCCGUCAGAAAGAUGCUCUUGUGUUGAGUCGAUGUUUCAGUCUUCUGCACAUACUCGGUUUGCAUGCUAAGGAUUUUAUUUUGAAGCGUAGUCUUAGUGAUGUACUGCCACAACUGCGGGAAUUCCUUAAGGCAGCCAGCGUACACAGCAUCGCAGAGAAAUCUCUAGCUCCAACGCAAGAAUACAAAUUGCAGCUGAAGCUAUUGCAACAUUUACCGGAAUUCAUACAAAGCUUGCAGAUUGAUGGAAAACAUUUGCAUGACCUGCUCAGCAUUGUGGCCUUGUAUUUGUCACAGGCACAACCCAAGGAAAUGCAGCAACUUGCUGCAGAAGUUUUCCACAAACUAUUUGACUACAACGGACCAUUUGUGUAUGUGACGCUGUUGCAGCGCGCUCAUCUCAAGGAUUACAAGACAAAUGUGAAUGACAUAUUUGAUGUCAUAGGAUUAAGUUUAGCCAAACAAGUCGAUGUUGAUCUUAACUAAUUAAAUAAAAAAGAAAUCAAUUUUAAU